UCUCGACAGAGUCGUCGCAAACUAAGUGAGCAACUUACUUGAUUGCAAUGCAAUGUUCCAUUGGCUACCUAAAAUGUUGCUAACUGUUAAGCAAUAAUGCCUUCAAGAAGCAGGGUCCAGACUGGCACCCUCCAUUGAGGCAACAGAGUCGACAGUCCCCACAAUGUAUUUCCCAACCGCCAGUGCAAGUCGAUCCUGUUUCAGAUGCCGCAAUUUGCGCAGCACGCAAGCACACUUCGCUAUUGCAAUGCAUUCUGGUUACAAAUUCAUAACCAGAAUGCUUUGCCGUUUAGCAGUGCGUAUACACGCUGCACAGACUGCCACAUCCUGCACCAUCACAAAUGAGCCCAAUGUGAUCAGACGACGGUUAGUGUCAGUGUAAAUCAAAGAACAUAGAAUGGAUAAGACCUAUCACUUGCUGGAAAAUGCAUUGGCCACGGUGUAGCCUGGAACUACGGAACCGCCACAGAGUGGAAAGAGGAUGUUCGGUUGUCAGUGUUCAGUUUGUGGCCAAAUUAACUGCAGCUGUCUAAGCAUUAAUUGCAGGGGAUAAUUAAGGACAGCUGACAAAAAAUCAUGCCAUUCUAUGACCUGUACCACACUUCAACCCUCGCGGUAGUGGCAUUGUGCUUUACCAUGCCUCCAGUACUGACCGUAGAAGAAGAAAGUGACUCUCCUCAUGGCCAUGUCGAACUAUGGUCUCGUGACGCAAGUCUAUCCAACAAGGCUCAGAACGACUGCAAGACAUCCAGAACUCUGCCGCAAGGGUCCUCACAAGCACUGGGCCCUGGCAGCGUAUCACCCCCAUCCUCAAACAGCUCCACUGGCUUCUCACCAAGUCCCACACAACUUACAAGUGUCUGCCCUGGAGACACAAGAUGACAAAAUUGUCGGAGGCUUCGAGUGUGUGAAGAACUCGGUGCCCUGGCAAGUGUCUCUCUACGACGGGUACAACUACUGCGGAGGCACCCUCAUCGCCAACGAAUGGGUCCUCUCUGCAGCCCACUGCUACCAGAAGAGCCCCACGGAGGUGCGCCUGGGCGAGCACCACAUCCGCGACCCCGAGGGCACCGAGCAGCACAUCAUGUCGGCCAAGUCCAUCCGCCACCCCAACUACAACCCGCGCUCCAUGGACAGCGACAUCAUGCUGAUCAAGCUCAGCCAGCCUGCCGUCCUCAACGACUGGGUGAAGACCAUGGCCCUGCCCACCAGCUGCGUCGCCCCCGGGACCAUGUGCCGCGCCUCCGGCUGGGGCAGCUAUCUCCCCAGCAACGAGGGCUCGAGGUACCCUGAAAAACUGCAGUGUGUGGACGUGCCCACCAUUGAUGACGACUUCUGCUACGAUAACGCAUACCCCUUCCAGCUCACCGAAAACAUGAUGUGCGCUGGGUACAUGGAGGGAGGCAAGGACUCAUGUCAGGGUGACUCUGGUGGCCCUCUGGUGUGUGGCGGAGAGGUGCAGGGCGUGGUGUCCUGGGGGCACGGCUGUGCCCAGAGGAAGAAGCCUGGCGUGUACGUCAAAGUCUGCAACUACGUCCAGUGGAUCCAGGACACCAUGGCCUCAGGCUAAACUGCAAACUGGAGGAGACAUGAUCAGACCGACCAUCGCCUAAUAAUGAACACAGUUCACAGUU
Engraulis encrasicolus (European anchovy) is the source of this 1634-nucleotide messenger RNA. RefSeq names its product trypsin-3-like. Gene Ontology annotation, biological process: proteolysis. Lineage: Eukaryota; Metazoa; Chordata; Actinopteri; Clupeiformes; Engraulidae. Gene Ontology annotation, molecular function: serine-type endopeptidase activity. The coding region runs from base 680 to 1570 and encodes 296 amino acids. The record is from RefSeq and is a predicted model, not a curated record. The transcript is spliced from 6 exons.